AUGUCUGCACUUGCUGAUCUAGACAAAGCUGAUACUGGGGAAGGUAAUCAAUGGACUGCCAAGAGUGUCUCAUCUGGGCAAAGCAAAAGCAGUGGCAAUCUUGCAGAGGCACUGAAGGCCAUUCAAUUGCAACUUGAUGUAGAGAAAUCCCAAAACCAAGAACUACUGGAGAAGAAUACAGUCCUAGUGGCAAACAAAAUGUGCCACUCUACAAAAGAUGUUCCUGCCAGCAUGGUUGCAUAUGAUAGCGAAAUCAAGAUGCUUGGGAAGAAGUAUGUUGUGAUGAUGGAAAUGUUUCUGCCACAAAUUCCACUAACCAAUGUGAUGUCUGAGCUGCCUAUGUCCCCUACUCCAGUAUUUGCAACAGCUGAGCACUAUGCCAGUGCCAUGGCAGAGGAGCAUGGUCUUGUCACUGAGCUUGACUCUAUUCUUCCAGAACAUCUAUGUAGAAUCAGGAACAUGCAUUUCUUUCUUGACAUUUUCACACAGGCAAUGCAAAAUGGUUGGUCCAACAUUCUCUACAAGCUACAUGACAAUUGCCAUGAGAUCUUUGGUCUGCCAAAGAACCACUUUUUGCCAAACUCAUCCCAUCUUGAAGUUGCUGAAGUCAUGAAGAUGCACAUGUAG
Messenger RNA from Pisolithus orientalis, 627 nucleotides. RefSeq lists its product as uncharacterized. Lineage: Eukaryota; Fungi; Basidiomycota; Agaricomycetes; Boletales; Pisolithaceae. The record is from RefSeq and is a predicted model, not a curated record. The transcript is spliced from 3 exons. Bases 1 to 627 code for a protein of 208 amino acids.